Molecule: messenger RNA, 1461 nt
Organism: Pocillopora meandrina
Lineage: Eukaryota; Metazoa; Cnidaria; Anthozoa; Scleractinia; Pocilloporidae
Source: the annotation of a GenBank genome assembly
GAAUACACCUAUGUUGACCUUUUUGAGUAUUGUAUUCCUCAUCAUACCUUUGCCAUAACUGCUGAUGAGCAAAUACGAAAAGAAGUAAACAAUACCCUUGCAAAAAUUGCUGGAAUGGUCCAGAAUUUAUAUGCAAAGGCCAAAGGAGGUAGCAAGAGAGAGGAACUUAACUCAAAAGUGAGAAGAUUCCACAUUUUUGAAGGACAAACACUUUCAGUAACUUGCUUGAGGGAAGAAACUGAGGCUAUUAGAGAUGAACUGGAGGAGUGGAAGCAGAAUUACCAGCAUCUUGAAGCAGAGAGUAAACAGCUAUUUGCAGAAAUGUAUUUAGCCAUUCAAGAGAAGGAACAAAGUUUGUCUAACCUUCAGUCAAAGAAUGAAGAACUCCAACAUUACUUCGAGAAAAUUGAAAAUUCAGACAAAACUUAUGUGGGGAAAGAUAUAUCAGAGGUGAAGAAGAAGUCUCGCACUUUAAAGGAAUUUAUGUGUAGAGCCAAAACUGCUUUGUGGUUUGCAAAGUCAUUUGGACUGGAACUAGAGUCAAUGACUAUGAAUGAGCAAAAGACUGGCAUCAGUCACACAGUAAUGGCUGAAGACCAGAUGUCAAAUUACAAUGGGAACUCAAAUGCAUUUGACUCACUGUCUGAAGAGGAGAAGUCCAAAGUAGAAAAGGUGCUAUUUUUAUUAGAUAAAUUUUGUGUUGGAGACAACUUUUUUAUCAUGAGCUUACAAUGGUAGUUGAUGGCUUGCCAAAGUCAUACCUUGUAAAAAGCAAAGGAGAAGUCAGCUGAAUGACAUCUGUCAUAUCACCUCCACCCCGGUGAGACGGAAGGGGCACAGACAUCAUUCACUGACCUUCUGAGAGACAGGGUUCAAGACUAUGUGGCAAGCCAUCCACAUGUGGAUCAUGUACAAAUCAAAAUUUCAGGGGAUGGGGCGAGAAUGACCAGAAAUUCUAGUUUCAUACUUAUGAGUUUUGCCCUACUCCAUUCAGAUGAUGAAGUUAUGGCAGCAAAAGGUAACCACACCAUAGCUGUUGUAAAGGGUAAAGAACACUACAAUACCUUAAGGCAGUCAUUUGAAGAUGUCUUCAAGGACAUCAAUUCUCUUAUAAGUAAGAAGAAAAUAGAAGUGGGUGGCAAAUCAAUUAAUUUGGAAUUUUUCCUAGGGGGCGAUUACAAAUUCAUUUUACUUGUGAUGGGUUUGAAGGGUGCUACCUCACACUAUGCAUGUGUAUGGUGCAAAAUACACAAAGACAUGAGGUGGGACACAAGCUUCAAUUUAGACCAUUAUCAAUCUCCAGAUCUAAGGAGAACUCUUACAGAGAUGUUUGAACUAGUAAAGAAAAAGAAACAAAAUGACAAAUAUUGCUGUGAACAUGAGCCUCUACUUCAUAUAGAGCUCGAUCAUGUAGUGUUGGAUGAACUGCACCUUCUAUUAAGGAUUUCAGAUGUUCUCAUA